Molecule: messenger RNA, 3711 nt
Organism: Salvelinus fontinalis (brook trout)
Lineage: Eukaryota; Metazoa; Chordata; Actinopteri; Salmoniformes; Salmonidae
Gene: grip2b
Product: glutamate receptor interacting protein 2b
Exons: 14
Biological process (GO): neurotransmitter receptor transport, endosome to postsynaptic membrane
Molecular function (GO): protein binding
Source: RefSeq, a predicted model, not a curated record
UCUCCAGCCCUAGUGUCGACCAACUUCUCCCCCGGUUCCACCACCACCACCACAUCAGGCCCUGGGUCGACCAGCCAGAUCUCCAGUACCCUGCCCCGUACAGCUGUCCCCAUGAGCCCACGCAACUCCAUGAUGAAGAGACGGCAGAGGAAAAAAGAGCAUAAGAGCUCAUCUGUGUCACUGGCAUCCAGUACAGUGGGUCCUGGUGGUCAGAUCGUCCACACAGAGAGCAGUGAGAUCACCCUAAGAGGAGACCCUCUAAACGGCUUUGGGGUCCAGCUACAGGGAGGCAUCUUCGCUACAGAGACCCUCUCUGCUCCCCCGCUCAUACGUUUCAUAGAGCCGGACAGCUCGGCCGAGAGGUGCGGCCUGCUGCAGGUUGGAGACAGACUCCUGUCCAUCAACGGAAUCCCCACGGAGGAUGGAACACUGGAGGAGGCCAAUCAGCUUCUCCGAGACGCCGCUCUGGCCAAUAAGGUCUCUCUUGAAAUAGAGUUUGACGUCGCAGAGUCUGUUGUGCCCAGUAGUGGAACAUUCCAUGUGAAGCUGCCUAAGAAGAGAGGGGUGGAGCUGGGCAUCACUAUCAGUGCCAGUAAGAAGUCUGGAGAGCCUCUAAUCAUCUCCGACAUAAAGAAAGGCAGUAUGGCUCACAGGACUGGUACCCUAGAGCCAGGUGACAAGCUGCUGGCAAUAGACAACAUCAGACUGGAGAACUGUUCCAUGGAAGACGCCUGUCAGAUCCUACAACAGGCAGAAGACCUGGUCAAACUCAAGAUCCGCAAGGACGAGGACAACUCAGAUGAACAGGAGACGUCUGGUUCUAUCAUCUAUACGGUGGAGCUGAAGAGAUAUGGAGGCCCCCUGGGCAUAACCAUCUCAGGCACAGAGGAGCCAUUUGACCCGAUCGUUAUCUCUGGCCUCACCAAGAGGGGCCUGGCUGAGAGGACCGGAGCCAUCCAUGUGGGAGAUCGUAUCCUAGCUAUCAACAGCGUCAGUCUGAAGGGAAAGCCGCUCAGCGAGGCCAUUCACCUACUACAGAUGGCCGGGGAGACAGUCACACUCAAGAUCAAAAAACAGGUUGACGGAGACGAGAAGAAGAAGGAUGGAGAGAUGGAGAAUGAUUUGAGUGACACAGAAGACAUAUCAGACAUGACAGACUCUCAGAAGACCAACAAGCUGUCAGAGAUCUACUCCACCACCAUACCCAGUGUGGACUCUGCCAUGGAGUCCUGGGAUGGAUCCGGCAUCGACGCCGGCUACGGAAGCCAAGGAACCUACAUCCACCAGGCAGCAGGCAUUGCCCUGCACCCCCAUGAGUGGAGGAGUGCCAAGCAAAGGAACAGCCCCCCACCCCCGGCCCGCCGUAGUAAGAACUACCCUUUUAGUGAUGGGGGAUUCAGUGAAGACGACUGGGACAAACCGUCAGGAUACACCAGCCAGCCUCACAGUGACGGCAUCACGUUAGACCACGAGGACAGUUUCUGGUGUCAGGCCCUGGAAGACUUGGAGACCUGUGGACAGUCUGAGCUGCUCAGAGAGAUAGAGGCAUCCAUCAUGACGGGCAGUGCCAUCAGUAUUGGGGUGGAUGGUAACAGGUCCCAUGCCGUCUCCCACCCUGGGGACCCCGUCAGCCAGCCCCGCGUCAGCCCUCUACGGAGGAACUCCCUCCUGCACCACGAUGCCAAGACCCACCUGCACCAGGAGGUCCACCUCCACCAGGAGGCCCAUCUGCCCCCGGAGGCCCAGCUCCUGCACCACGAGGCCAGAACUCAGCUGCAUCAUGAGGCCAAGGCCAAGAACACACUCCGGGUGUCUGAGAAGACUUGGGAGUCCCGCAGAAUCAAGGAGGAGAUGCAGGAGAUCCUGUCCCCGACCCCUCUUGAGCUACACAAGGUGACUGUGAUGAAGGAUCCAGAGAGCGAUGACUUCGGCUUCAGCGUAUCUGACGGGUUCCUAGAGAAAGGUGUUUAUGUCAACAUGAUCCGUCCCGAGGGCCCAGCAGACCGCGCAGGCCUGAAACCAUAUGACAGGAUCCUACAGGUGAACCAUGUGCGUACCAGAGACUUUGACUGCUGCUUGGCUGUGCCCCUGAUCACUGAGGCUGGGGACAAGCUGGAGCUGGUGAUCAGCAGGAACCCUCUGGCCCAGCAACUGCACCAAGACUGUCUGGACCAGGACCAAGGCCUUCUCAUCUCUGCACUGCAGUCCAACAGUAGGGAACAAAACCACUAUACCACCACUACAACCCGAGCCAUGGACCUGUGAUUACAGACACGCAAUACAGACACACAGAACCACAGACUAUGACUAAGGACUACUGACUUCUGCACUGCAGUCCAACAGCUGAGACCACCAAUUACAACCCGAGCCAUGGGCCUGUGAUUACAGACACGCAGUACAGACUAACUACAGACCUGUAACUACAGACCUCUAACCACAGACAUGUAACUACAGACCGGUAACUACAGACCUAUAACUGCAGACCUGUAACUAUAGACCUGUAACUACAGACCUGUAACUACAGACCUGUAACUACACACCUGUAACCACAGACCUGUAACCACAGACAUGUAACUACAGACCUGUAACUACAGACCUCUAACCACAGACAUGUAACUACAGACCGGUAACUACAGACCUGUAACCACAGACCUGUAACCACAGACAUGUAACUACAGACCUGUAACUACAGGCCUGUAACCACAGACCGGUAACUACAGACAUGGAACUACAGAAAUGUAACCAAAGACAUGUAACUACAGACAUGUAACUACAGACAUGUAACUACAGACAUGCAACCACAGACAUGCAACCACAGACAUGUAACUACAGACCUGUAACCCCAGACCUGUAACCACAGACCUGUAACCAAAGACCUGUGACUACAGACAUGUAACCAUAGACAUGUAACCACAGACCUGUGACCACAGACCUGUAACUAUAGACCUGUAACCACAGACCUGUAACCACAGACCUGUAACCACAGACCUGUAACUAUAGACCUGUAACCCCAGACCUGUAACCACAGACCUGUAACUAAGGACCUGUAACCACAGACCUGUAACCACAGACCUGUAACCACAGACCUGUAACUAUAGACCUGUAACCACAGACCUGUAACCACAGACCUGUAACCACAGACCUGUAACUAAGGACCUGUAACCACAGACCUGUAACUACAGACCUGUAACUAAGGACCUGUAACCACAGACCUGUAACUAAGGACCUGUAACCACAUACCUGUAACUAAGGACCUGUAACCACAGACCUGUAACUAAGGACCUGUAACCACAGACCUGUAACUAAGGACCUGUAACCACAGACCUGUAACCAAGGACCUGUAACCACAGACCUGUAACUAGAGACACACAGAGACUGAACCACAGACCAGCAUCACAGACCUGUGACACUACUAUACAGAUAAAAAUUAAAGGUGCACAUACAAAGUUGACGUGUUUACUACGUACAUCGCUGGACCUGUGACCAGGUGUUCAACUGACACGGAACCACAGACACUACCCGUGGUGGCUGGACUUGUACCAACAGCUACACCGUACAGACUCACAGAACUCUGUCUUCAGCCCUAUCAAAAACAGUAAAAAAAAAAUGUGAAGAUGUUUUUACAGAUUCCUUUUUACCCCAAGUCUCGUGUUUCCUGUGUUGUCAUUAUGUCAACCCCUUAUAUAUAUAUAAAAAAAUGAAGUAACAGUU